Molecule: messenger RNA, 1557 nt
Organism: Alnus glutinosa
Lineage: Eukaryota; Viridiplantae; Streptophyta; Magnoliopsida; Fagales; Betulaceae
Exons: 5
Coding region: 250-1356 (368 amino acids)
Source: RefSeq, a predicted model, not a curated record
AAUACCUCUCUCUCUCUCUCUCUCAAGAGUCACCAUGGCAUAGAAAGAAGCUCUCAUUCUUUUUUUCUCUUUCUCCAACUUUUUUCUAAUUCCAAAAAGUUUAAUCUUCUGGAAAAAAGAACAGAAAAAAGAAGAGAAAUAAAGAAUAGAAUGUCGAUCUGAGCCUAUUCAGUCUUGACGAAUUAAAAAAGAAAAAAGAAGCAGGAACUCACAGAGAGACAGAGGCAGAAACAGAGAGAGCAGAGAGAGAUGGGUGGGGUGACGUCGUCCAUGGCGGCCAAGUUCGCCUUCUUCCCGCCGAACCCACCGUCGUAUAAGCUGGUCAAGGACGAGCUCACGGGCCUCUUGCUUCUCAGCCCCUUUCCUCACCGCGAAAACGUCGAGGUUCUCAAACUGCCGACUCGCCGGGGCACCGAGAUCGUCGCCAUCUACAUUCGGCACCCCAUGGCCACCUCUACUCUGCUCUACUCUCACGGCAACGCCGCCGAUCUGGGCCAGAUGUACGAGCUCUUCAUUGAACUAAGCAUCCACCUCCGCGUCAAUCUCAUGGGGUAUGACUAUUCCGGAUAUGGGCAAUCAUCUGGAAAGCCUAGUGAGCAGAAUACAUAUGCUGAUAUUGAGGCUGCAUACAAGUGUCUUGAAGAAAGCUAUGGUACUAAGCAGGAAGAUAUCGUCCUUUAUGGGCAAUCUGUUGGCAGUGGCCCCACUUUGGACCUUGCAGCUCGACUGCCUCAGUUAAGAGCUGUUGUUCUGCAUAGUCCCAUACUCUCUGGCUUAAGAGUCAUGUAUCCUGUAAAGCGUUCAUACUGGUUUGACAUUUAUAAGAAUAUUGACAAAAUCCCACUGGUUAAUUGUCCUGUUCUUAUCAUUCAUGGGACUUCGGAUGAAGUUGUUGAUUGCUCUCAUGGUAAGCAACUCUGGGAACUGUGCAAAGAGAAGUAUGAACCACUAUGGCUUAAAGGAGGAAACCACUGUGAUUUGGAGCUCUAUCCUGAGUAUAUCAGGCAUCUCAAGAAGUUUAUAUCAACAGUCGAGAAGUCUCCUUCCCAAAGAUACAGUUCCAGGAGGAGCACAGACCAGUUUGAACAGCCUCGGAAGAGCACUGAUUUUUUUGAAGUUUCAAGAAAGAGCACUGACAGGAGAGAAAAACCAAGGCAGAGCACUGACAGACCUGAAAAACUGAAAAAUCUGUCUACUAAUGUUGAUAAGCUAGAGAAGUUAAGAAUCUCUUUUGAUCACCUGGAAAGGUCCCGGAGAAGUGUGGAUUGCCAUGAGAAGUCUCGAAAAAGCAUUGACCACCAGUUGGAAAGAGCACGCAAGAGUGUUGACCGGCUGGAUAGAAUACGAACUGGGUAAUUUUUCUUAUAACCAGUUGUAUAAUUCAUCUACGGGUUUGGUAUUGUGGGAAAUUUAUUUGGGUUUUCUUUUCCUUUUUCUUUUUUUUUUCUUUUUCUUUUUUCUAUUUCUUUUUAAUUUAUGGUUUUUCAGCUGUGUAGUUUGGCUUAUUGCAGUUCAAAAUAACUAUGGUAUGAAAUGAGAAAGGGUCUGGUGUUACAA